Bactrocera dorsalis (oriental fruit fly) is the source of this 2178-nucleotide messenger RNA. RefSeq names its product transmembrane protein 267. The record is from RefSeq and is a predicted model, not a curated record. Bases 517 to 1182 code for a protein of 221 amino acids. The transcript has 3 exons. Lineage: Eukaryota; Metazoa; Arthropoda; Insecta; Diptera; Tephritidae.
GUUCAAGGUUCAAGGAAUUUUGUUGCCGGUGAAAAAACAACACAAAAUAUGGAAUAUGUAGUAAAUGCGAUAAUUUGUACACAAACCGUGAAAAGUAAAUUAGGGCAUUGUUAUUAGCAGUGGAAGGGUGUUAAGAAUUACCGCCUCUUCACCUUAAGUUUGCACAUGGCUAAAUCGAAAGGUGACGAGUGCACAACUUUGAAAAAUCGACACAGGUGAGUCGUUGACGUGUAAAGAUAAAUUGAACGUUUGCAAAAGUGCCUUUUCUUUUCAAAGCAUAUAUGUAUUUAUGGAAUUUAACGCACAACUUACACAACAUUUGAGUUACAAAUGCAGAGAAAAGUGAAUAACGACUUUGAUAAACAACUAUAAACUGUGUGUCGAAAAAUCUAAUAACGACAAGAACUUUGAUCCGUCCUCAGUAUAAAAAUCAUUAAAUAGCAGUUAAAACCAAAGUUACUUCGUAUCACAUUUUUGUUAUUUGCUUAGGCAACACAAGUUUUUAAUAAACUGCAAAUGCACUGCCAUAUAAUGGUCUACGUACGCAUUGUGCUUACAACGUUACUGACUAUCACCUGUCUACUGGGAGACAAUUUUGUUGAGCUAACACAGCAUCCUCUAUUAAAAGCAUUAGCCGAUAAUGCUACACACGCUAUAAUUGGUGCAUUAACAGGAAUCGCGUUUGCUGUUCAAUUUCAUGAGCGUACGAGCAAUUUGCUAGGAUGGUUCUUGAUAUUCACCUGUUUCGCCGUAUCUUCUUUAAUUGAUUUGGAUCACUUUAUAGAAGCGCGUUCACUUUACUUAGAGGAUGCGACUAACUUGCCCCGACGUCCUUUUCUACAUUGUUCGAGUAUAAUUUUUGUAAUACUCAUUUUCUACCUAUGCACGGCCAGUUUAAACUAUUUUAAGACAUCUUUAACAUUUGGCGUGUUGCUUUGCGCUUUUGUCACACAUCAUACCCGUGAUGCCGUGCGUCGUGGUUAUUGGUUUUGCCCAAUUGGUCACACUGGUCGCGUACCGAAUGUGGCCUACAUUGUGAUAACUGUUUUGACGCCACAUUUGGUGGCAUAUUUACAUGGCAUUUGUCGUAGUGGACCAGUACAGUACUUCCUGGGUCAGUAUAUAAAGCUGAGCGAUAAUUAUCGUAUUGGAAGUGGCGGUUAUCGUUAUAUGAACGUGUAAUUGUUUGGAAUUAAUAUUUAAUUGUUAAAAUUGUUGAUUAGUCGUAACAAUAUAGAAAAUUAGUUCAAAUCAGGCGUAAUGUUCCAAGAGAACUUAAAACAAGUGAUAGCACAACACAUUUAAGCUUAGCUUAUUUAUAUAAAGAGUUAUAAAAUGUAGCAUAAUAAUCUGCUAAUUAUAUAUCCUUAGACUAAAUAUAGUAAUUUUAUUAAAUUUCUAAACUAUGUAAAGAAAUACAGAGUAGCUGUAAAGAUUUUAGUACGUUUUCCACAAAAAUAACUAGUAACACAAUUGACCAAUGGAUAAUACGCUCAUCUUCCAGUCAAAUAAAUUUGACAAAACUUAAAUACUUAAAAUAUAAAUAAACAAAUAAAAAAUAGUGUAUUCAAUAGCAAUUACAAAGGUGAUCAUAUUGCUCCGCAAACUAUAUUUUACUUCGCAUUAGAUUGACUACGUUUAAUGAUAUCCAUGACAUUGUGAUAUAUAAGACAUUAAAUAAUACAUAUUUAUAUACAUUAAUACUUACAUAUAUAACACUUUAAGCAAUAUUAUAUGACACGAAUUAUGACUCAAUAUAUACUAUAUCACGAAACGUAGUUUUCCAUUUAUAACAAAAUUUUAUAAAAUCACAGAAUUAGUAAUUGCUAUGCAAAGUUUUUGAUAACAACAAGUCUGAAUGUCAAAACACAUUUAACAGAAUUUUUCAAUGGAGUAUACAUAUGUAUAUGCCACCACAUAUGCAUAUGUAUGUAUAUAAAUGUGCAUACUUCUAUGUAUGUAUGUACAUAUAUAUCUUUAAAAUAUUUAGAUUUUGUGAUUGAGUACAGUAUGUGGAAUAAUUUAAAAAAUUGGUACAUAUUUCCGCUUUUAGAUUUCAAAUCAACAACGAAUUGUGAUUUGAUUUUAACAUAACUUUUUUAAGUACAAUUUAUCGACACUUUCCACAAAGAAAUUAAAGCUUGCCUUAAAUAAUAAAUAAAAUGCUUUUAAACUGAA